CUCCCAGAGGGUGUAAGUUUUGGGACCUUGUUGUCUACCAAGCAAGAAAGAGUUUGGAAGGGUGGAAGAAUGUUUUCAUAUCAAGGGGUAGGGAGGCACACUUACUGCAAUCGGUUUGGAAAGUUUACCCACUCAUUCUUUGUCUUUGUUCAGAAUCCCAAGUUAGGUGGCAGCAGAGUUAAAAGACUUAUGAGGGUUUUUGUGGGAGAGCCAAGGAGAAGGGAAAAAGGAGCAUUGGGUGAAGUUGGAUUUAGUUUCAAUAUGCAACGGGAAAUGAGGAUUUGGGGUGGGAAUUGGCUACUUGAAUCAUCUCCAAAUUUUUCUUUCAAAUUGUACUUCAAUUGAUUGAUUGACCAUCCGUUUUCGUUCAACUGCUCAAUCAAUUGAUGGGCAUAAGAAAGAAAAUCCAGUAGUUUUUUCUUAUCAUUCUGCCAAAGAAGUCAUUCAUUGUUUCAGUCGGGUUUCAUGUUGGACAAAAGUCAGAAAUCUAGAAAUUAUGGUCAUAAGAGUCGCUUUUUAUUAUUUCGAAUUGUGAGAUGGUGUAAUAUUGUGAUAACCAUGUUCAUCAUUUAGACGGCCAAACUUUUAAUAUCGUAAUGAUUAUUUUGAUGGUUUAUAACCAACAUGACUGGAAUUUACUUUUUGUUAAAUGGUUGAAUAGUUUCUCGGUCCCCUACGAUCUAAGCAUGAGAGGGAGCAAGGAAAAAUGGGCAGAGGCAUUUUUGGCUCAUAUGCAGGGGAAGUGGGAAAUAUGCAGGCCUGCUUGGAGGUCUUUGCAGAUGGAGGUUAGUGAACUAAAACCACGGCCCAUUGCGCUGUAAACUGACUGCUUUCACUCCUUCACUCACCGUCCUCAAAAAUAGAGUUAAUAAAACGAAAAUGGACUGAAAUGGUAUUUAUGCAAUCAUGUAUCCUCCAAGAAAACUUCCUUGUUAGGUUCAAUCUGAGAAAUACUGGGCUAAGGAGUUUGAUGUUAUUUGUCACAAUAAAGUUCAUAUAUAUUGUAGAUCUAUGAAUUUGCAAAUUGCAAUCCUCUGGAGGUGAGUUUAAACUUCAGAAUGGAAAUUUUAGAUUUUUUCUUGCAUUUUACAAUUUAGUAUUCUUUUUAUGUGCAGACUUUUAUUUUUGGUUUCUCAUUCUAUUACAUGAUUGGACUAACAUGUGUAACAAAGGCUAUGAAUCCUUUUUGGAUUGUGCCUUGUAAUACUUGUAGGGAAACAUGGUAGGGAUUUUUUAUUUGUACGGAUUUUUUUUUUGCUCCAUCCACCUUUAGAUGCGAUUUCUUAUUAGUGUUUUCCCUUAACUCUCAAGAAGUAUUGAAGGACAAUACAAUGUUUGUGGUGGGGACUUCAGAAAAAACAAAUGUCCAAAAGAAGUAAAAUUGUAAGUCCUACAACUUCUCCUUCUACUCCAGACUCAAUAAAUUUUAGGGAAGAUGAUGUUGCAAGUGAUAAAUCUAUUAGCCUGUGGAGACCAAUAGGCAUAAUGACCACAGAGAAUACAAGCGAUGCAGACCCUAUCGAUACCUUUUCAACGCAUGGCUACAUGUCGGUUGAUAAAUCUUCCAAUGAAUCUCUUCUAUCAACUCAAAUUCCUGCUCAAAUAGAAUCCAUCAAAAUGGAACAAAGAUCUCGUAACUUCUCAAUCGAUGAAGACAAUCAGCUUGUGUCUGUUUGGCUCAAUGUUUGCUUAGAUGCAGAUAAUGGAGAUGAGCAAAAAAGUAGUGGGUAUUGGAAAAGAAUAUGGGAGUAUUUCAACAAGGGAAAGAAAUUUACUUUUGAGCGUGUUGCUGAUUCUCUAAUGGACUGUUGCUCAGCCAUGCAAUUUGCAGUGAAUUAUUUUUGUGGGUGCUAUGCCCAGAUUAAAGCAAUGAAACAAAGUGGUGUCAACGACCAAAUAGGAUAAUACCUCCGAUGGAGAUGUACCAGCAAAUACAAGACCACAUUUCAAUUUCUACACUGUUGGGCAAGUACUGAAACACAAUAAGAAAUGGAUGGUGAAUAGUUUGAAGAAAAAGCCAAAUAUAGAAAAAGUGCGAGUCUGGGAAUGUCAUCUCCUUAUCUGGAUUCAAUAAGUUUAAGGGAAGACGAUGUUGCAAGUGAUACAUCUAUCAGCUUGGAAAGGCCAGUAGACAGAAUGGUCGCAAACAAUUUUUUAAGGAAAAAGAUAGAUUACGUUCAAGACAAUUUGACUGUGCCUGCGAGGUUGUCUUCCAAGAAUUUAGAACAGAGAAAAAGAAGUGGAGCAUAAGUGAAACGAGAAGCUUCAUCGAAGGUAUUCUCAAGAUCAAGAGCUUAUUUCAAAUAAGCAGGAAAAACUUCAUAGGGAACAACUAAAAGAGGAAGAGAGGAUAAUGUUGAUUGAUACUAUUGGCUUGCCCCAAAUGCAAGCAGAAAAUCCGUCAGAGAAAUCACGGCUAAAAAAAGAGGUUGGUAGUAGUUUAGAUUAGUAGUCAUUGUACAUAGUUCAAAUUAGUUGUAAGCAGUGUUCCACUUGGCCUUGCUCGUCUUUUUGCGUUAGUAUGCAAAGCUGACAUAAAAUCUCUUAGUGUGUCUUGGCCCCAAAUAUGUGUUAAAUUUGCAUGAUUGCAAAGCAUGCUCGAGCACCUUGUUGAAUG
Messenger RNA from Prunus avium (sweet cherry), 2617 nucleotides. The record is from RefSeq and is a predicted model, not a curated record. Lineage: Eukaryota; Viridiplantae; Streptophyta; Magnoliopsida; Rosales; Rosaceae.